Clunio marinus is the source of this 213-nucleotide messenger RNA. The record is from the annotation of a GenBank genome assembly. NCBI's taxonomy places the organism in Eukaryota, Metazoa, Arthropoda, Insecta, Diptera, Chironomidae.
AUGAAAACCGUCAUUGCAGUUCUUUUGAUCGCCUGUGUCAUCUCAGUUAUCCAAUCUCAGGUAAAUCCUGACGAAUCUAAGGAAGGUACUGACAAAUCGUCAGAAGCUUUGGAAGAUUUGGGUUUGAGUGGACCUGGAGCUGCAAUGAUAGCUAAACGGGAAGCUUGCAAUCGUGAUGAUGAUGAAGACGAUGAUGAAAGGAGAAGAAAAUAA